This is a messenger RNA of Meloidogyne enterolobii, 1749 nucleotides long. Lineage: Eukaryota; Metazoa; Nematoda; Chromadorea; Rhabditida; Meloidogynidae. The record is from the annotation of a GenBank genome assembly.
AUGGAGGUUGAAAAAGGCGUAGUGCGUCGAUGUGUUUGUUCAAUAGUUAGGCAGUUUGACUACAAAACAAAGGAAAUAAACGCAAAAGCUCUCAAAGAACUUGUGGGAACCGUACGAAGAAUGGAAAGUAUAAUUCCUUCAUUUGUUGAUAUUUUGUUUGAGCAACUCCGUCAAACUGAUUGUGAUGUACGACUUUGUGUUCUGCACGAUUUCCUUGUCUACACUUUGGAAACUGACCCUCUUCAUUACCCUUUGCCUGGACCGCCUGAGGCAGCUUGUUUACUCAAAAAGGAAACAAUUACAAUGCUUCGUUGUUGGAUCGACAAAUUUGGACUGGGUUAUCAAAAAUUGAAAUCACUUGGAAAUUACUUGAAUAAAUCAAAAAGUCUGGAUUGGGAAAAUUCCAAUACUACUUCACAUAUUGAACGGGAGCGUGCUGCAAAUGAGGCUUUCAAACAAGAAGUGAAUGCUCGAAAGGUUGUCGAGAAAAUUACCAAACUUUUUGAUGAGUCACGAGCCGAUAUUGAAAGGAUUCAGGUUGAAGCAUUCCAGUUAUCAGAGCUUUUACUUCCAAAUUUUUGUUCUUUUGAUAACAAAAAAGAAAUUGGUGGUUCUUCAGAAGGAAACGAAAGAUCAUUAAAGACAAAUUCCGUCGACUCACAUGAAGCGUUCCUGCCCAGCACUGAUGUUACAAUAUAUCUUAAACCACAAGUUGAAGUUGAAAAAAGCGCUGACAAUGUUGAUCUAAUCCAUCAAUUGUAUGAAACCACUAAGCAGCUUGAAAAAUGGACUAACAACGUUAACAAUUGGCUUAAAAAACUGUCUCAAAUCGGAAGUAAUACACAAACUUCAACAACCGCCAUUACAAAACGGUUAAUUGAUACAAAAAGAGGAUUAAUGGAGGAACUGGAAAAAUGCAAAGAAUUUAAAAUUAAAGCAAAAACUGAUGGAGAUAUUGAUGGAUCAAGUUCCAUUGAUUCUGAAGAUGAGGAAUUUUUGGAUGUUGAAGAAAAAGAAGGUUAUGAAGCAGAACUAAUGCAAUAUUCAUCUGAAAAUUCAAACAAAAAUGAGGAUCCUCUCAUCUGUUCCACAAUUCCAGGCCCAAGUAAUUAUUAUACACAACACAAAUCUUCUCAACAAUUUGACCAAGCAUUGUUAAUUAGAAAAGAUCAGAAGAAUGAAAAGAACAAUUUAAAUAAACCAAAACGUUUGGCAAUGGGUUUGGAUUUAUGCUAUUGGGGGGAAGAUUCAGGACGUAUAAAUCCUGAAACACAAAGGGUAAAUAAUCAAGUAGCUGAUGAUUGUUGGUGGAGAAAACAUUCUGAAGAUGAUAAUUGCAAUAAUGAAGCGCGUGACAAUUGUGAUGAGAAAUCUUAUGUUCCUAGACAGAUAACAUUUGUUGGUGAACUGCCAAUUUUACAGAAAAUGUGCCGUGCACCAUUACCUAGUGGUAAACUCUGCCCACGAAUGGAAUACGAUCGUUGUGCGUUACACGGGUCGAUCAUUGACCGAGAUGAACAAGGAUUCCCAAUGGAAGAGCAAAUUGAGGCUGAAAAUGCUGACAACAAGAAAGCUGAUAAGAAGAAAGCUGAAGAUGAGGAGGCCUAUAUCCGAGACAUUGAAGAUGCUACUGGCAUGAGAUUAGCAGGAACAUCUUCGAACUCGCUCAAUACCAAAAAGUGCAAUAAAACUGCAAGACAACGACCAAAACCAGAAGGUUUAUUGGGACGAGAACGCUUAAAGGUGUAG